AUGAAUGAAUUAAUGAAUUAUUCUUCUGAUAUUAUGUACUUAUCGUUGGAAGGCCAUGUGGAUUUAGAGAAAUACAGAUAUGUCUAUUUUGUAUUUGUUGUAACACUCUACCUGAUGAUCAUAAGUUGUAAUGGUCUUGUCAUUUAUAUCAUAUUUACAAACAAAAGUCUCCAUGAGCCCAUGUACAUUUUCAUUGCAGCUUUGCUUUGUAAUGAUCUUUUCGGGUCAAUGGCUCUUUAUCCUAAACUGCUCACUGAUUUACUGUCUGAAAUUCAGGUCAUUUCUUUCGAAUUCUGCAUAUUUCAAUCAUUUUGCAUUUAUACAUAUGGUGCUUCAGAGUUUACACUCUUAUCAGCCAUGGCCUAUGACAGAUAUGUGUCCAUCUGUAAACCAUUACAAUAUAAUUCAAUUGUAAAAAUGUCCACUGUUAAAAUACUUUUAUUUUGCUGUUGGUUUCUUCCUUGUUGUGAAGUAGGCAUUGGUUCAAUAUUAACAUAUCAACGUAAACUAUGUAAAUUCAAGUUAAAUAGAAUUUACUGUGAUGACAGUUCAAUGAUUAAGUUGGCCUGUGGAGAUUUUUCUGUAAGUUAUAUAUUUGGACUUGUUAUUUUAAGUAUUGUUGUGUUUCCUCCAUUGAUUUUUGUGUUUUUCUCAUAUAGCAGAAUACUUUCAGUCUGUUUAAUGAAUCCAAAAGAUUUCAGAAGAAAAGCCAUACAAACAUGUUUACCACAUCUUGUAGUUUUCACAACUCUCUCAAUUACAGCAUGCUUUAUAAUUAUACAUCCUAGAUUGGAAGGAAACAUGCCACAUGUGUUUAGCAUGAUCAUGUCAGUGGAAAUUCUAGUUAUUCCUCCUUUAUUAAAUCCAAUUAUAUAUGGCCUGAAACUGAAGCAGAUUUUAAAUAGAAUUAAAAAAAUAAUUUUGAAAAGAAAAACAUCUAUAUGUCAUGAGAUUAUUAAACACAAUUCUACAUGUAUUCAAUAA
Messenger RNA from Clarias gariepinus (North African catfish), 984 nucleotides. RefSeq names its product olfactory receptor 6N2-like. The record is from RefSeq and is a predicted model, not a curated record. Gene Ontology annotation, biological process: G protein-coupled receptor signaling pathway. Gene Ontology annotation, cellular component: membrane. The transcript has a single exon. Gene Ontology annotation, molecular function: olfactory receptor activity; G protein-coupled receptor activity. Bases 1 to 984 code for a protein of 327 amino acids. NCBI's taxonomy places the organism in Eukaryota, Metazoa, Chordata, Actinopteri, Siluriformes, Clariidae.